GGUGAUUCACAGGACAAAGUGAUAUUUGCGUUCUCACAUUCUCUCUCCCACUCGACACUCCGCCGCCGCUCUGUCGUCUCCAUUCCUUAUCAACAGCAACGACGAUCCUGCGAUAGGUUUUGGUAUUGAUGGACUGUAGACUUCUUUCCUUCAGUGGCAGCAGUAGGUUGUUUGCUGCCGCAAAAAUUACUCGCCCACGGCUGUCCUCUUACCCACAGAAAAGAUCAUUUUGUUGUCCAGCAAGUUGUUCAAUGAAAUCCUAUAAGUUGUCAGAUCUUAGUGCUACUGAGGUUGAUAGCCUAAAAGCUCGGCCUCGAAUUGAUUUUUCUUCUAUUUUUGGUGUGGUUCAACCUAUUGUUGAUGACAUAAGGAGCAGAGGCGAUGCUGCUGUCAAGGACUACACAUUUCGGUUUGACAAAGUGAAACUAGACAACGUAGUUGAGAAUGUUGAUGAUCUUCCUGAUCCAGUGCUUGAUCCAGCUGUUCAAAAAGCAUUUGAUGUGGCUUAUGGAAACAUAUUUGCUUUUCAUGCUGCUCAAAAGCCAGUUGAGAAAAUUGUUGAGAACAUGGAAGGUGUCAGGUGUAAAAGAGUGGCACGAAGUAUCGCAUCAGUGGGUCUGUAUGUUCCUGGAGGCACUGCUGUUUUACCAUCAACUGCGCUGAUGCUUUCAGUUCCUGCCCAGAUUGCUGGGUGCAAAACAAUUGUACUUGCAACACCCCCUGGUCCGGAUGGCAGCAUCUGCAAGGAAGUUCUUUAUUGCGCAAAGAAAGCUGGUGUUACUCAUAUUCUUAAAGUAGGCGGUGCACAGGCUAUUGCAGCUAUGGCCUGGGGAACUGAGUCUUGCCCGAAGGUUGAAAAGAUAUAUGGACCUGGAAAUCAGUAUGUCACUGCUGCAAAAAUGAUUCUCCAGAACAGCGAAGCUAUGAUUUCAAUAGACAUGCCAGCUGGACCAUCAGAAGUGCUUGUCAUUGCCGAUAAAUAUGCAAGUCCUGUUCACAUAGCAGCAGAUUUGCUUUCGCAGGCUGAGCAUGGCCCUGAUAGCCAAGUUGUUCUUGUGGUUGCUGGAGAGGGAGUGAAUGUUAAUGCAAUUGAGGAUGAAAUUAACAAGCAGUGCAACAGCCUUCCUCGAGGAACCUUCGCUUCAAAAGCACUAAGUCACAGCUUUAUUGUUUAUGCCCAUGAUAUGCUUGAGGCUAUAAAGUUUUCCAACCUGUAUGCACCUGAGCAUUUAAUCGUUAAUGUGAAAGAUGCUGAGAAGUGGGAGAGCCUCAUUGAAAAUGCCGGUUCUGUAUUUUUGGGUCCAUGGACUCCUGAAAGUGUUGGAGAUUAUGCCAGUGGCACCAAUCAUGUUCUUCCAACCUAUGGUUUUGCCCGGAUGUAUAGUGGAGUGUCUCUCGAUUCGUUCCUGAAAUUCAUCACAGUCCAGUCAUUGACGGAAGAGGGGUUAAGGAAUCUUGGCCCGUACGUUGCUACUAUGGCUGACGUUGAGGGUCUUGAUGCCCACAAGAGAGCAGUAACUCUCAGGCUGCAGGACAUUGAAGCUCGACUGGCAUCUAACCCAAGAUAAGUGCAUUUUAUUCAGGAUGUCUUAACCUAUAACUAUUUCAAAAGUGGCUGUAGUUGUACACAUUUGUUUUUGGAGAUUGAAUUGUGAUUCCAUGUUAUAUUUUUA
This is a messenger RNA of Andrographis paniculata, 1673 nucleotides long. Its product is annotated as histidinol dehydrogenase, chloroplastic. The transcript is spliced from 15 exons. Bases 129 to 1568 code for a protein of 479 amino acids. NCBI's taxonomy places the organism in Eukaryota, Viridiplantae, Streptophyta, Magnoliopsida, Lamiales, Acanthaceae. The record is from RefSeq and is a predicted model, not a curated record. Gene Ontology annotation, cellular component: chloroplast stroma; cytoplasm. Gene Ontology annotation, molecular function: metal ion binding; histidinol dehydrogenase activity; NAD binding. Gene Ontology annotation, biological process: L-histidine biosynthetic process.